GGAAAAAUAAUUUUCCAUCCGUCAGUCAGUCAGUAUGUGCGAUCGUCGUAUUCGUAUUCGGUCGAAUUGGUGCACACAUCAUCAUCUUCAAUCGUUUGUUCGGUUCGGGCUGCUACAACACGACAGUAGUGGACUGAUAUUUGUAUGUUUAUUCCUAUUUUUUCCGUAGAAAAAGUGCGUGCCUCGGAUCAAAAUUGUUGCCAAAGUACGAACGAAAUCCUGUGCGAAGUGAGUGAUAUCUGGAGUGCUGCGAAAUGCUACCGGAAAAAGGGAAAAUUGGACGAUGAAUUCGUGAAAAUUUCAGAACAGUUUUUUUUUUCCUUCUGCAUUCACACACAUCACAAGCAGAAGGCCAACGCAUUCGAACACAAAGAAGGUGCACACGUGAAGAAGAACAAGAAGCAGAUUGAGUAUUUUGAUCGAAAAAACACGGUACUGGCUUGGACAGUGGAUUGCCUUAUUUUAUUAUUUGUUGUGGUAACAACAGCUGCAGCAUAAAUAGGCACUGCACUGAAUAGUACCUAGUCGGGUCUGAGGAAAACAUCGCAAGUGCAGCGGACGGAAGUAGAAGGUGGUCAGCGUAGUACACAGUCUAUCGGAUUCUCUGCUUGGGACACGUGAAUUAAUCGAAAUUUCAUCUACAUCAAAAGAUGCCCCUUAACAUCUACAAAAACUUUGUCGAAUAUACUGUAGCAUUCAAAUGGCAUUUUUAUACUCAAAAGGCUGACGAUCACGUUUUUCGCGUUUUAAACCACUGUGCAGCGCUCUGGCUGAUACCUAACACAGAUGUUUCUAUGGGCCAAAGAUGUCGUUUUAUGCUAACGUAUGAAUUAGAAAAAAAAAGACAUUUCGGAUGGUGGUAAAAAAAUAACUAAGACAGCUUGUUUCGAUCCGGAUUCAGCAUGGAUACCGCCACAGGAUCCGGUCUGAUGGAGGAGUACGAUCUGAUGAAACAGUCCAAGUACCGGGUGUACAUGUCGAACAUUGACAAAGCACUGAAGAACUUCGAGUACUCGAGCGAAUGGGCCGAUCUGAUUUCGGCGCUUGGCAAACUGAAUAAAGUUAUCUCAUCAAACUCACAGUACCAGAUUAUACCAAGGCGAAUCAAAAUUUCCAAACGUCUAGCGCAAUGUAUGCAUCCGGCACUGCCCUCGGGAGUGCAUUUGAAGGCACUGGAAUCGUACGAUGUCAUAUUCAGCAACAUCGGAGUAGAUCGACUGGCAUCGGAACUGUUCAUCUACAGUGCCGGUUUGUUUCCGCUGCUGGGUUACUCCGCCAUGAAUGUUCGUCCCACGUUACUCUCGAUCUACGAGAAAUAUUUUGUUCCUUUAGGCGAAAAGCUACGGCCGGCGUUGAGUGGCUUUCUCAGUGGAGUUUUUCCCGGCUUGGAAUCGGGUCAGGAUCACUUCGAACGUACGAGUUUCUUGCUGGAUAAGGUUUGUGCAGCUGUCAAACCAGAAUGUUUUUACACUUGCCUGUGGGAGUGCAUUGUAACAAACGCCUCCGUACGGUUGCCCGCAAUAUCCUACGUGCUGGAGCAUUUCGACAAGAAACGAUCAUGCGUCGACCAGAAAGAACUGAUGGGCAGUAGUGUUGAACUGCUGGUUACUGGUUUGUGCAGUUGUUUGAACGAUUCCGUUAUUCUAGUGCAGCGAAACACGCUAGAGUUUCUGCUACUGGCAUUCCCUCUGCACGCUAUCAUACUGUGCCAGAGGGACGUCAUCAAACUAGUUAAAACCGCUUUGAACACAAUCCUAAGACGAGAUAUGUCGCUAAACCGGCGACUGUAUUCCUGGCUCCUGGGUGCAGACACAAGUCUGGGCAAACAUCUUGAAGACAUCGGGCAUGACGGAGAAACGUCCGAUCCAAACACGUAUUUCGAGACUCACUCAAAAGAGGUGCUGAUAAGUGCUUUCACAUUGGUUCUCAAAGCCAGUAUUGCCUCCAAUCCCAUAGACCUUAGUCCCUAUCGGAUACUAAUCUCCCUCCUGGAUAAGGCGGAAAUCGGCCAGCGAAUACUAGACGAUGUCCUGUGUGACAUAAUUCGAACCAUAUCACUGUGCAAUGGCAACCUGGAGGUACAGAAAUCGGCCAAUCUACUGUUUUCCACCUUCGACCCGUCCUACAUAUGGAAUUACAUGACCACCCUCUAUCGGGACGGUGCCAUCAAGAAGCAGCAGCAAAAGCGACCAUCCAGCGCUGGCAAUCUCAGCAGUAUCAAUACCAGAGAACAGAUCCGAAUAGACUCCGGCCCCCCGGGCACCAUUGAGGUUUGCUAUCUAACCGAGUUUCUGCUGGAGACACUGUCACUGGAGAUGUACAAUGAAACAACCCGGGUUUAUCUGCCGAAAUUUCUACUCUCACUAAUACGAAUGCUGACGGUUUAUUCGGAAAACAUGAACUCAACCGAGGUAGCGGCGUCGCUUAAGCUGUGCGUUAAAAUUGUCGCCAAAGUGCAGCCCAUGAUAAUGUCCGAGAAGGUCCUAGACCUGUCGAUCAGCACCCGCAGCGACAGCGUCACUCCGGAGGGCCAGGAAGCUAAGGAAACCGUUUCGCUGGAGAAGAGCAAUUCCGAUUCGAAAAUUCACGAAAGCUCACUGCAGGUAACGUCCCCGGAUAGUUCCCUCAUUAGAUCCAGCUCUAGUCAGGGUCUCAUCAAGAAGGGAAAACAUAGUAAAAAGUCUAAGAAGUCCAAAUCGUGCACAAAGCUAACCGAACUGGAUCCGACGGUAACAACCAGCAAGGGAAGUCCGAAGAGAGCAGCGACGGUCAAGAAUGGGAAACGAAGUGCAACGAUUGUGGCUGCUAGUUCGACACCGAAUUUGAAAAAUGAGGACACCGGUGGGACGACGAAUGGCGGGGAGUCAAGCCAGGAGGAACGGCACAGUAUGAGCAGUGCCGGAGAGGACGGUCAGUUGGAUAUUGUGCUGAAAGUUCCCGUGCAAACUUCACCGAUCGUACCGACACCGGCACAAAUGCCGGAUUGUCCUAUUCUGGAGAAGUGUAUUAAACAGUAUGUGCUGUUUUAUGAGUUGUACGUCUGUCGGCAGAUUUUCGACGGAUCGUUCGCGUCUUCGGACUCUAAUUCGGGUUCGUCUUCGGAGCAAGUCAGCCUGCAGGAAAGUUUGUUUUUCAACUGUGGCGAUGGCAAGAGUUUGCUGACUGAGGAUGUGUUUGUUAUAAACUCUUUGCUGUCGGAGCUAGAGGAAGCGUUCGCUGCGCUGCUAAUUAGUAGUGUUUCGGAUAGUAAGAAACUGAAGGCAAUUUUGGCGAAAUCGAUAGACACUCGAAGGGAGUCCGGGGAUUGUGAGCAGUGGAAUAAUGGGGGAGAGGCUGGAGUGCCGGAGCGUGAUGGUUUCGAAAUGGACGGUCUGCUGGAGGGGAACGAGAAGCUGAAGCGGCUGCUUUCGGUGCGCGUAUCGGAGUCACUGCGAAGUGCGUUGAAAUUGGCGUGCAAUGUUUUGACGGAGAUGUCGUCUUUUCCUAGCUAUGGUAGUGAUUGUGGUUUGACGGAACGAUGUCAUGAUAUUCCGGGCUGGUUGAAGGCUUUGACUAUUUUGGCGUCGUUUGUAGGUGAUCUGGAUACGCAGCUCUCUGCAGCGCAAACUCUUAUCGACAUGGUUAGUUUACUACGAACGAAUGGUCGGAAGCCAAAGUCAAACAAUUCCGGGACUACUUUCGUAAUGAUGAUGCCUUUGCUGAAGCUAUCGCACGUGGUCUUUCUCGAAAGAAAAACGAAAGUGUUCCAGGUGUUAACGACUAUGCUAUGGAACCACCUGGACGCGAAUCGCUCGGUGGCUAGAAAUAUUAGCGUAUUGCUCUAUCGCAUCCACAGCUGUUUGGAUACUAAAUUUACCGAAAAUGUCAUCGUCAGUCGGAUACUGGUUCCGCAACGUGAACAAACCGUUCCGGACGCUCGUAAUCUACACGUGUAUUGGUCCAUUCCGGCUCUCUCCAACACCGAACUUAAGAUUGAUCCCGCAGGAUUUCGUCGGUUUCAGCUGCUGUGGAAGCUAGGUCGUGACACGCAUCAUGGGAAAGAAUUUGAAAAGCUACUGUUUCUGGUGCUCGAUAUGCUAACGCUACCAGACAAUCUGUCGAUUCAGAUUUUUGUCUCCAAGUGGCUCCAGGAAGCGUUGGUUCGUGGUGAUGUGGGACGCAUUUUGAAACCUCUGUUGAAAAUUCUACUGAACGAAAGCACCAAACGGAUGAGCAUCGUUUAUACCAAACGCUACAGGCAGGAUCCGGAUACGGGCAGUGAGUGGGAAAAAGAUUUGACAGCGGACGGGGAUCCCUUCCUGGAUAAGGAAUGCUUUGCCGUUAGUUCGGAAGAUGGUUGUAUUCGAUAUCAUAUGGAUAAUGUAUUGAGUAAGAAAAGAAGUCCCAUUCGGACGAUCCAGAAGAAGAUCUUUGGAGUCUCGAUAGGUUCUAACAAGUCCAACAGCCAGCAGGUAUCGAACUAUAUAACUAAUGAUAGUGCAAAAGAGGUGGCAGCCGGUACUGGAACGGCGGUGGAAGCGGAUGACUAUUCGAAAAUGUCGGUGAUAAUAAAUCCACUGGAGAAAGAGUUAAAUGUAAAAAAUUCGCCAGGUGGAAUGCGGAAUCGUUCGAACUCGACUAGUUUGAUAGACUGCGAGCAAAGUGGAUCAGCGCUGGAAUCGUCACUACCGAAUGGGUUCGAUAAGAAAGAAUUCCACCGGUCCACUUCGGAUAUCGACGAAGCCAGCGAUGGAGAUUUCGAGCGAAAGAAGGGACGACUGAGUGGUGGAAGCUACAGUCGAUCAACGACAGCGACGGAUUUUUACGACACGGAAACUAUUAAACGGUACACCGAAGAUGGUCCGAUCGUUGAUUUCGUUAGCAAAUCUGGCGAUCGGUUUAAGAACCGAAAAACCUAUUUAAUUUCAUCUACAGCUGGUGGAAUGGGAGAUGAUGAAGGUUUCGGUUCUUCAAUGUCGGAUAGGAAUCUCAAUUAUUCGCUGAUAUCGAGCUCCUCGGCAGCGACUGUGACCGGAAAUGAUGCUGGCAUCAUAUUCGGGGUUGGUGCUGGUGAUGAACCAGAGCUGACUGGUGCCUCCGAAACUCCGUCAAGUGGAAGCGCCUUCGGAGGUGGAUCGCAACGAAGCAGUAGCACCAGUAAAGACAGUGGGAAGAGCAAAGAAAAUGAAGCGUUCAACUUUGGGCGAAGGAAGAGCUGGAGAGGCUCCUCGAAGCUACAUCCGUUUCAUUCCCAUUUUUUAAUCUACGAGUCGGUUUUUAAUACCAAACAGAUACUGUACACACUAGAAACGCUGAAGAAUAUUCUCACCAACGAUAGUCGAUUCUUUUUAUGCCUUUCGGUGACUACUUCCGUUUCCAGCAGUCAAAUUCGAUCCCUACUGAUUCGCCAUCGAAGGAAUAUCUUCGGUAAGGCUUUCUCCGAUGGGCAAGACGAAUCCGAGUAUCAAAGUCUGUACCGAGGUUGCAUGUACUUGGAGGUCAUUGUUACGAUUCUGCUAUAUUACACCCGCAGUUUCUAUCAGAAGGAUGAUGAACAGAAGCCACAACCCUCCAGAGACGACAUAAAUGGUAACUCCAAGAUUCAACUGGAGUGUAUAAAAUUGAUGACCAGAAUCUUCUCGGAGCUGCUGUCUACCGUGAAAGACGUCGGUAAAAAUCUUGCCAACUACAUUGCCGAUCUGAUGGAGAAGUGUAAAGUGCAGAAAAUCCUGCUCUACUGUCUAACCUCUUCGGUCAACUAUUUCACGACGCACCAAUCCUACACGUACACGGAUGAAAUCCUCGCAUUCAGCGAUCCGGAAAACACCCGCCUCAACGCGGAGGCCUAUCAGAUUGAACUGCUACAUCUGCUGCUUGCUGUAAUAAAACUCGAGCACGAAAUCAUGAUUCAACGGAAUGACGAACGCUUCAAUGAAGGCAUCAAAAAUGUUCUCUCCAGCAACUCUCCAACCCGACCAGCACCGGAAAACAAACGCAUCUACAAGUACAUUCCCAACCAAUUGGUAAGCCAACAGCCAAUGUUCCUUUCGGCGGUUCUGUCUGCCCUACAGUCGGAGAGGCUAAAGCACAUCCACAAAAACUGGACCGAUAUGAUCACCUCCUGUCUGACGUGCCUUCCGCUAAACAAUCUCACCAACAUAGUGAUCAGCAUAAUCCACCAGCUGUGCGGCAAUCUGGACCGCUUGACGAAGCGAGACCGAAUCUACAACCAGUGCACGGACUACAUUGUCGCCCAGCUGGAAGCCAUCACAGUAUUAUCGCACUACUGUCUGCUAGACAGCUCCCAGCAAAUCUCACUAGCGAACGUUUUCAGCGCAUCCAACAAUACAGCAUCGCAGGCGACCAAUUCCGGUCAAAUCAUCAACAGCAUAGUGAACGUGUUUCGUGCUCCGUCCCUACUAAGCGGAAGCCAGGUGAAAAACAGCCACCAAGAGGUAGCGAAAACGGCAAUUCUAAGCCACCUUCCACGAAUUAUCAUCACCAUCGCGACUCUCUGGGAAACGAGCAUCAGCGAAUUUCGCCACGUCAAGCACCAGUUGUUGGAAUUUCUCAGUCCCAUUUCGCUACACUAUGGCACCAAUUUCCUGACCGCCAUUUCGGUUGCCUGGUACGAACGAAGCAGCGACUCUCCAACGUUAUCUGCUUCUAGCAACAACACACCCACAGCAAGCAGCAACUCGGAAACAGCUGCCGAAGGCUCGAGCGAAGGCGACUUCUUCGAUAUCAUGGCGAAAGCCUUACCGCAGGCGUGCGACAAUCAACUGCUACUAGUGAAACUCAUCUCGGGAAUCCGGAUCAUGUCGGGUGACUCGUUCAUUCAAACCAUGCAUCAGGUGAUCAAAUCGCCACCACAGAUCUACCAACCUCCGGUAGGUUUCAACCUUGCCGUUAGUGCGCUCGAGCUACUCUUCUUCUACCUGAAGAGCGUUGCCCAAACUCAGUUCAGCGACUGUUGGAGCUCGCUGUAUGCCCUGCUGAAAGACUGCCUGAGCCUGCAAAUUCCGGCCCAAUUUGUGGCGCUGUCCAUUCUGAACGAGUUCGUUCAGCGCUGUCCGAACAUUCCGUUCGGAGACAAAAAAGACCUGCGCGAUUUGCACGACGUUACCUCGCGCCUGGUGGAAGCCAUCUCCAACGUGGCAGGAUCGUGCCUGGAGCAGACCACCUGGCUGCGGCGGAAUCUAUCCGUGAAGGAGGAGUUCAGCUCGAUCGAGAGCACCAAGGACGGACUGCUGAUGCCGUCCAAUCAGCACUACUCCAUACAGGCGCAAUCGAUUCUGGCUGCCAUUCUGGCAAUGUUGCUGGACGUGGCGUUCAGUUCGCAGGAAAAGGACAAGGUGAACACGAUCGUAACCGGCGUCAUGUACAACAUUGUGCCUUAUCUGAAAACUCACACCGUGAAAAAUAUUCCGACAUUUCACGCGUGCUCCAACUUGCUGGCAAGUUUAAGCACGUAUCAGUAUACUCGUAAGGCGUGGCGCAAGGAUGCUCUCGAUCUUCUGCUGGACGCGUCCUUCUUCCAAUUUGACAGCCGAUGCUUGCCGUACUGGAAAACUAUUCUCGAUAGUUUGAUGACCUGUGAUAAUACCACUUUUAGAGAUCUUAUGAAUCGCUUGCCACUAGCACAAACUGGAAGUUUAAAUAUUUUCACCUCCAAAGAGCAGGAAUACGAGCAGAGGGCAUUGCUGCUGAAGCGUCUAGCUUUCGUUAUCUUUUGCAGCGAAUCCGACCAGUAUCAUAAAUUUAUGCCGGAGAUUCAAGAACAACUGGCAAAUAGCUUACGAUUACCCCAGGUUGUGCCACUGAUUCAAUCGGCUGUAUUCCUAUGUUUUCGGGUACUUUUGCUGCGAAUGUCGGCCGAUAAUGUGACCAGUUUAUGGCCAAUCAUAAUUGCCGAAAUGGUGCAAGUGUUCCUUUCCAUCGAGCAGGAACUGAUGACCGACACCGAGGAGUUUAGGUCACAAUCGAGCCAGCACAUACGAAUGCUUUCGGGACUGGAUACCGCGUGGGUAACGAACACCAACAACGGACUGUACUCCUACGGUCAUCCCCACUGGCGAAUGGUUCAACUGGAGACGGCCAAACUGCUGGAGUUGGGUUGCGUCCUACCUGCCACUGUAUUGCCACACUUUCAAAUGUACCGCUGGGCGUUUGUGAGUAGCCAAAACGAGAUGUUCCUUACGCCAGGAAGUUACGACGAUGCUCGCAGCGUGGCUUUCAUUCCCCAUGUAACCCGAAUAUCGCAACUGAUGGACUUUCGCUACACCUCACACUCACCGAAACCGCAAACAAACAAGGGCAGCCACAUUAUGCUGACCUGUCAGUCCAUUAACACACUGCAGGAUUUGUACAGCUUCUUCUCGACGCUGUCGAUGCGGUGGCCAUCGCACAUUUCCUACACCGCCGACACCGAGAAGGACACCAGGAGCUGCCUGGAGGAGAUCGAGAAGGUGCUGGCGUUGGAUUUCCUCGAGAAGAUGCCCGCUACCAAGUAGGCCUGCUGCUGUAAAUACUAUAGAUACAUUAUUUCCAGAAACGGACAUUUAAUUCGGCUUGUGAUUAUUGUUAAUACGUGUUGAUUCUACUUUUCGAUAUCGCUCUAAUUGUGUAUAGGAAUAAUUUAUCAACUGGAAAUCAUUUUUUGUGGAGUUCAGUUGAACCGCAGUAUCUCACGAAAUUGUAAGAAAAUAAACUAAUCGUGCUACGAGAAAAUGCAAUUCUCUUCCAAAGUGAAACUGCAGAGGUGAUAAGAAACGGCACACAUCAUGACCUUAUAGGAAGGCAUUAGGAUCAGUGCGGCAGAUGCCAAACAGAGAAAGUUUUUUGACAAAAAAAAAAGUCUAAACAGUCUAAGAGUGCAUAUAUUAUUUAUAACUUAACGAAAAACCAGAAUCUAGUGAAUGUGAAAAUUAAGAAUUUUUUUAUCUGCUAAUAAAGAAAAGUUACAUAGUUGUUUUAAAAAUUGAA
This is a messenger RNA of Wyeomyia smithii (pitcher-plant mosquito), 8964 nucleotides long. Its product is annotated as protein dopey-1 homolog. Gene Ontology annotation, cellular component: trans-Golgi network; endosome. The record is from RefSeq and is a predicted model, not a curated record. The coding region runs from base 903 to 8492 and encodes 2529 amino acids. Gene Ontology annotation, biological process: Golgi to endosome transport. Lineage: Eukaryota; Metazoa; Arthropoda; Insecta; Diptera; Culicidae. The transcript has 11 exons.